Molecule: messenger RNA, 2698 nt
Organism: Microbotryum saponariae
Lineage: Eukaryota; Fungi; Basidiomycota; Microbotryomycetes; Microbotryales; Microbotryaceae
Source: the annotation of a GenBank genome assembly
AUGGUCUUGACGAACCGAACGUGUCCGGCCGAGAAUACGUCGGCGUUGGAACAGAGUGAUUUCUGGGAUGGACGGUGCGUUCGUGGCCAUCUGAAUCAGUCGUCGAGGCGUGUCGACGCAUCUCCGAGCGUUCGCCGAGUCCCGACCGAAACGUUUGCCGUGGGAAGGCUGGCUGGUUGGGCUACGGGCUGCAGCUGAAUACGAUCAAGAAACGGACCGGCCACGCUUCACGUCGAUGUACUGACUCGUGUCUGAUGAGCUGUACAGAUGGGAUGCACAUGAGAUUGGAUGGCUCAUUGCUGGUGUAGCCGCUGCGGUCGUACGUAACUCACUCCUCGAUCGGACCCGGCGCGCAGGCGGCGUCACGGGAGGCUGAGAACAGGAAAGCGAUCAUGGGAAGACCAGCAUGCUAAUGGUACCUACCCCUCGAUUCUGAUCACGCAGUCAACGGUCGUCACGUUGAUCAGCGUCUUCUUUCACGCGAGGAACUACUACGUACGUGCACUUCGCCCAGUCCAGCCUCCAGCGACUCUCACUGCGAAUCUCGGCCGCACGAGCAUCAGUAGCCGAGACGAGGGCGGCACUCCACAGCGAUACAUGCUGACCGGCCCUUCUUUCAUCCCACCAGGUCCCAAGGGAACAACGUCAAAUCAUCCGUAUUCUCUUCAUGCCCGCCGUUUACAGUAUCAUCUCUUUCUGCUCUUACCGAUGGUCGGUUCAUCCUCCGUGCAUACUAAGGGCACUGGUUUAUGUAUGAUUCUCACGCCGAGCUCCUGCUUCACAGGUUCCGCGACUAUACUUACUACCAAUUGAUUGUCGUCAUCUACGAGUCCAUUGUCGUAUGUUCAUGGCAUCUGAAACAGAAUCCACGCGAAGAGGACAUGUGCUGACGGCCUACGAUCGAAACUCCAUUUGCAGCUGGCCGCGUUCUUGAUGCUCUUGCUCCAAUACAUCGGCGACAGUACGGACGAGCAAAGGGAAGCUUUACUCGAGAAGGAAAAGAAAAAACUCGUGAGUGAGAUGGAUACCGAUCCGACGUCUUGUCAGGGUGUCGUAGCUGACAUCGCUGUUCGUAUCAUUGUGUGAACAGAUGGUCCCCUUUUGUUGCUGGCGUUACCGCCCUUCGAAGCCUUACUUCUUGCACGCGCUCAAGUGGUCGGUGCUACAAUGCGAGUCGCGGCAAUUCUUUCAGGACGAGAUUUUGAAGUAGUUCUGACCCUGGGAGACGUUCCGCGUGCUUGCAGACUCCAUUUUCCGACCCAUCAUCUCGAUUACGGGCAUCAUCUGUCAAGGUCGGUCUCCUGAUCGAAACCAAUUGCUGCGCCGAAGCUAACAUCUGCUUCAUCGCGCUGUAGCUCUUUCGGUGCUCUGUCCGACACAAUAUUCCAUUUACUAUGCCUCAGUGUACCUCGAUAGUACGUCAUCCAACUUUCUAGGUACUUAUUGCAAAACUUAUUGCAAGACGAUGCUGAUCCUCACGUACUUGCAGGUUUCGACUUUAUAUCCAUCUCGUACGUUGGUAACCCCUCCUUCUCUCUCCUCCUUUCUCUCUCUCCUCACACAGUGUCAGCGUAACUGACCUUGUCUCUUGUCAUCGUGCAGCGUGGCUUUAUACGGCUUAAUCCUUUUCUACGGCCUAGUCAAGGAGCGCCUAGCAGGCAAAAAACCGCUCGCCAAGUUCUUGGCCAUCAAGGGCAUCGUCAUGAGUGAGUCACGCUCUCGUAUCUAGCCCAGCGUUCCCCGCUAGCCCAGCACUCCCCGCUAACGACGGAUGGAUUUUUCGCACAGUUACCUUUUACCAAGUGUUCAUCUUCUCCGUCUUGCAAAGUCAUGGCGUGAUCAAGGCAACAGAGUACUGGACUGCUGCGAACGUUGCUGAUGGGUUGGCUGCGCUUUGUACCUGCUGCGAGGUGGGUUCAACGUCUUCCCAGAUAUCGGUACUUGUCUCCCUCGGUGCUGAGUUGUGUGUGUCCUCUACAGAUGGUGAUCUUCUCCGCCGUCUUCCUCUGGGCGUUUUCAUGGAAGCCUUACAAGGAAGCUCGCGCGCCGGGUCAACCCCACACUUCCGUCUUCAAGGCCUUACUACAUUCGUUCAACUAUGGUGAAUUCAAUUCUGGCCUCACUGCUUCACGUUCCACGUCAAGGAAGCACCACCCCCCUGACCCCUCCACAAUCUACGUCCACUUCAACAGCCGAUUUUUUCCGAGCCGGAUGGCACGGCAUCGUAUUCACGAUCGACUUCAUCCUCGGACGACCAGGUACCCGAUCGUCUUCGAUAGGGAAGAAGGAGAAACCCGGUUUCGAUAUCGAUAAUGCGUUCCAGGCUUCUUCCAAGAGGACUCGUGGUACGGAUGGUGCGAGUCGAAGCGGGAGGGACGAUGGGUCGCAUUCGAUGUCGAUGGGGGAGAAGGGUGUUGAGAAUAUGCCUUUCGUGUCGGCGGAGAACAGGGAAGGGGCUUAUGGAAACGAGGCGGCUUAUAGGGAAAGUGAUCAUCACGUCGUUCCGAUGCGACAGGAUUCGCUCCCUCCUUCGGCGGGACAACGGGGUGGGAGAACGGUGCGCAAGACGACUUUACCGCUUAGUCCCGCAUCGCAACAACAUCAACAGCAGCAAAAUCCGAAUCAGGCUGGAUUGAACCAGAGGGGUUACGUCGAGUAUCAGCAGGCGGAUAGGGAUCAGUAUGGUGUGGCUUUAUGA